AUGAACGAGGAAGAAAGCCUGGACUGGUUAGAGGAGCUAUUAGAGGAAGUACAGCUAGAGAAGUUCUUCAGGCCUAUCAGAGAUGACCUCCAUAUCACUCGACUCUCCCACUUUGACUAUGUUAAAGGGGAGGACUUGGAGCGGAUUGGCAUGAGCCGACCCGGUCAUCGGAGACUGUUUGAUGCAAUAAAAAAGAAAAAAGCUGCUCGUAGGAAAUCCUGGAUUGGGAAAAUUUUACAAAAAAUAGAUAAAGAAGGUGAAAGGUUACCUAAACCUGAUAAUUGUCCGCCUGAUAUGUAUAAACUUAUGCAGCAGUGUUGGGCACUGAAACCGGAAGACAGACCAACGUUUGAAACUCUCAAAGAAUUCCUACCUAAGAUUCAGCCACCAGAUAUGAAAGCAUUGAGUAAUUUUGAUGAACAAGAUAAACUACAAAUCAAAGAGGGCGAUGUUUUGACAGUCAUUGAAGGGAGGGCUGACAACUAUUGGUGGAGAGGACAGAACAGACGUACUCGACAGAUUGGUCAGUUUCCUCGUAACGCUGUUGUAUCGUCAGAAGGCAGUUUAAAACCUAACGAUAUUAGUCGACCUUUGAAGCAUAGUUUUAUUCACACUGGACAUGGAGAUAUUGCCGGCAAUUCCUGGGGAUUUGCAGACCGCAUCGAUGAAAUGUACCUAGAAAACCCAAUGAUACCAUUGGAUAAAUAUGGUAUAGUAGAUAAUAGCAAUGAUAAUGGUGAUAUCAGUCUGGUAAAACUUCCUGAGAGAAGUCAUACAGUGCCAUCAAGUUCAAGAACUCUUCAUGGAGAAGAUAGCUGUAGGAAAACGAAUGCAGAUAACGCAGUAAAACGAGCUAAUACGAUAGGAAGCCCGGAUUCACCAUCGCGAGAGGGAAUACGAGUGGGGUCAUCAGUCUUUUACGUCCAAGGUAUUCAUGAUUCUUUAAAACAAGAUGUACUGGAAGAGAAGUCUGAAAUUGAAAGUGAAGUGAAGUCGGAGGUACUUAUUGACUUGUUUGACAGCAGUGAUGCUCAAGUGCCAAUAGAUAAUAAUGUAUCAAGUGGACAAUCUGUUAUUGAGGACCAGGCAAGUCCUCCGAAAGUCUUACCAAGCCCCCUAGCUCCUGAAUGUAAAAGAUCUGGAAGGUAUUAUAGCAGUAUAAUCACAGAAGAAGAUACAGUAUCAGCAAGACCAAGAAAUAUCUACGCUCCUCUUGAAGAAGAAAUGAACAAUGAUCAGACACGCUGUUACGAUAAAGUGUCUGAGGACUCUCAAUAUGAAACAAAACUCUUGUCUGAUGCAAGACACUAUGACCAAGUGAAUGAAGAAGAAUUGAAAGCAUUGCCUGUUGCAGCAUUUUAUAGUGAUGUUCCCAUAGAGACGACAUCAUCAAAGGCUGUUGUAGAGCCACAAAGGUUAUAUGAUCAGAAUCGAGUCAUGGCAGCUUUCCAGCCACCGACAAGACGAUAUGAUGAUGUUGCUUCUCCUGACACUUUGCCACAAAGUAAGGUGACAGGAACAACAAACAAACCUCAUACAAAUCCUUUUAAUGAUACAAAACCAGACACAAAACUGAAAUCCUGUUAUGACGAUGUGGCUUCACCACAAAAUGAAGCAGAGGUAGGAUCAUCUACCUACUUGUAUGGAGAUGACAUACACGAUAAUAAACCAAAAACUACAUUCCAACACAAAACUGUUUAUGAUGAUGUGAGCGUGGAAGCUCUUUCAAUUGAUAAACUCGGUGGUGUGCCAUCAGUAGGACCGGCAAUUCCCACGCGUCUAUAUGCCCAAGUUUCCAAGGAACGACCUCCACAUGUUAAAUCUUCAUCACAGGAUGAAAAAUCAGCAAAUAAAUCAUGGGUUACAUUCAGUCCUACGCCUGCUAGUCAGCAAGUUUUGCCAUAUGCACUCGAACAGACGACGACUAAAAAGAAAAAGAAAUCGGAAAAGGUUAAAAAGGUGCAAACAAAAAAUAAUUCAACACAGCAGUCAGUUGGUGAAAGUGACAAUGUUGUUAUUAAUCGCGCAUCAAGCGGUGCUAUUCCUAAGAAUAGUGGCAUUGACAAAAGCAAUCAUGAUGGUGAUACAAGAACCAAAAUGAAAAACUUAACCACAUCAGAAAAGACUUUACCAAUUGCAUCAAGAGAUAAAUCAACUGUUUCAGAUUUUCAUGAAGAGGUGUUAAAGCCGCAAAAAGUAGACCCAAAAAAUGUGAAAGAGAAAUCUCCUAAAAGUAUUAAGAUGAGCACCUCCACUUCCCAGCAUGCACCAGUGAGAUCUACGAAUGGCAAAGAUUUCCAGCAUAAAUCAAAAACUUCAGACUCUAAACCCAAGGGGCAAUUAAAGUUACAGCCACAGCAGGCUCAGCAACAGUUAGUUGUAAGUGAAAGUGAUUAUGAAAAACUAUCUGAGUCGAUAACUAAACUCAACUUUGAACCUAAAACAGAGGAGGCAAAACAAUAUAUUGUGGCACAGUCAAAUGCACCACCAAAUCAUGACGAAUACACAACCUGCGAUACUGCACCCUUGAUACGUCCGCAAUCUAAGCCAACAAGGCCUCCAGUAGCCGUAAAGGAUCGUAAAUCUGAAAAUAAAGGACCUGAUUUUGCAGCAGUUGCCAGAGCAGCCCCGCACAAAGAUAGAGAAGAAUGGAGAGAGAACUUUGAGUGGAUGGAGUUUCCAAGAAAAAAAAAGAAAAACAAACAACCUGUGGAUGAUGGGCCUAAUUUGAUUGAAUUUAGUGAUUCUGAGGAGCAGGAUGCAUCUGAAAGACCAAAGCUACCACCCAGAGUGCCGCUCAGUCGAGGUGGCAAUAUGCGUCGACAUCGGCCGAGAGAAGAUUACAGAUCAGAUCCAACACAUCAAAGGAGCUCAGCAGUAUCAACACCAUCGAUAUCACCAUUAGUAAAAACCAUGCCACAUAAUCCAUUCUCACUAACUGAUCUGACUCAAGAACUUAUGCCCCCUGCCAUACCUCCAAGGCAACCACUGUCUCAGUCUUCUCAAAAAUCGGCCACUCCAGAUGAUGAACAAAAGCCUUGCAUAUUCCCGAUUAUGUUGGAUGGCAAAAAAAUUAGUAGCACCCAUUACUUCCUCAUUCCUGCUAAACGGUACACAUCAGAAGACUGGAACAAAGAGGCCUCAGAAGAUUUCCAGAACAUUCCUAGCCCACCAAGGUCACCGACCAAUCUGACACCUCCACUCCCACCUAACACUGCUCAAAUCAAACCCAUUAUGAGAGAUGGCACUCAGCUUAAGACAACAGACAUUGGUACCCACAAUCCACUGCUUUCAAAUCCCUUGCUCAAGCACAUAGAUAAGAAAGAUACAGACGUCCAUUCAUUUUCUGCUCUGGAUCUAACACUUUUAAAACCUAUUGUGCCGCAUGAAGAUUUGUCUGACUGGAGUCGUUUUGAUGAUGAUACCCACAGACAAGAACACAUGAAAGAUGUACAGACAUCGCCACGUGAACAGGUUUAUCUUGUACAGCAGCAAGUACAUGGAGUGACCUUGGAUGAGUGCCAUACUGCCUUAGAUAGGAACAUGUGGAACAUUCAUAGAGCUGUCAACUACUUAAAAACAGAACAACUUUUUAGAUUAGGUCUUGCUUCGAGGGAAAAAUGUGAAAAAUUAUUGAAAACGUUUGAUUGGAAUCUUGAGCUGGCUGGUUCAGUCCUGAUGGACGAGUAUACACAGUGA
Molecule: messenger RNA, 3699 nt
Organism: Saccoglossus kowalevskii
Lineage: Eukaryota; Metazoa; Hemichordata; Enteropneusta; Harrimaniidae
Biological process (GO): protein phosphorylation
Molecular function (GO): ATP binding; protein binding; protein tyrosine kinase activity
Source: RefSeq, a predicted model, not a curated record